AUGUUUUUAAGUGCAAUUCAGAAGUGUUGCAGUACAUUUGCAUGCACUUCUGCACUCACUGCGGGGACUACAUCAUAUCCGGGUUUACAUUUGCAGUCAGAUUCAGUAUCACUUGAUCAGUGUCAUUCGACUAAUGCUCGUCUAAAAACAGAGCCGUCGUUCAAAAAAAGUCCUCAUCUAGAAAUUAAAAAAUUAGAGUCACCGGUUACGAAAGAUUUUCUUGAAUAUUCUGAAGAUGGGAAGUCUCAAAUUCUGGAAAAAAAUUCGAAAGACCCUGAAAAGCAGAGUUUGGCACAACUCGGUUCACGAAAAGAAUUUUAUUUACGGGAAAAUGAAGUCAAAAUGGCUAAAAGUACAGGCGUCGGUAUUGGUGACAAAAGAUUGGAAGCAUAUCUGAUGAGUGCACUAUUUUCGAAAUCUCCGGAUGGAAGUACGCUUAAUGGUAUAAACAUCUCCGUGUUUGAUUUACAUUCAAGGCGUUUUGCUGAGCGAUUGCUAAGUGCCGGUGUUUCUAGUCUUUCUAUUAUUGAAACAUCACAACAUGAAGCUCAAAAAGCGAAGAGUUCACAGUUGGAAGUUUGGAGUUUACAAUUUCCAUGUAGGUCUGAACGAAUUGUAUCAUUAAUGUAUAUUGACUUAUGA
Cercopithifilaria johnstoni is the source of this 642-nucleotide messenger RNA. The record is from the annotation of a GenBank genome assembly. Lineage: Eukaryota; Metazoa; Nematoda; Chromadorea; Rhabditida; Onchocercidae.